Messenger RNA from Sitophilus oryzae (rice weevil), 958 nucleotides. RefSeq lists its product as uncharacterized. Gene Ontology annotation, molecular function: DNA binding. Gene Ontology annotation, biological process: regulation of transcription by RNA polymerase II. The transcript is spliced from 2 exons. The record is from RefSeq and is a predicted model, not a curated record. Bases 107 to 889 code for a protein of 260 amino acids. Gene Ontology annotation, cellular component: nucleus; transcription regulator complex. NCBI's taxonomy places the organism in Eukaryota, Metazoa, Arthropoda, Insecta, Coleoptera, Curculionidae.
AGUUCACAGUUAAAGCAAGUAGGCGCCGUCAGCCAGCGUUCUCGCUUUUACCGUAACGUAAAAUUUAGUUUAUUUCUGCUUUUGCACGCGGCCGCAGUGUUUGAUUAUGGACAAGGAUUUACUAAUAGCGACAGUGUUUGAAAAAACACCUGUUUGGGACAAAAAACAUAAGCUGCAUAGUAACCGAACCGUAGUUGAUAAAUGUUGGAAAGAAAUAAGUGUCGAAAUGAACGAAGAUGAGGUUAAGCUCCGAAAACAGUGGAAAUAUUUACGAGACCAAUAUUCUGUUGAAUUGGGGAAACAUCCUUUGCCAAGAUCUGGAGAUGCAGCAGAAGAUACGUUUACAUCCAAAUGGCGGUAUUUUCCGCAGCUUCAUUUUCUAAAGGACGUAGUUAAGCCAAGGGUUUCGAGCGGGAAUUUGUCUAGUACCCAAUCAUCCCAGGUGACUUUCAAAGAAGAAAGUCAGUCUUCUGUUGAAUUUGACGAGAAUGGUGGUGAUGAGGAAGAUUUUGAUUCAAGUGAACAAGUCGUAGCCAAAAAAAGACGCGGGAAAGAUACAUAUCAAGAAUCAAUCCUAGAUAUAGAAAGAAGAAACGUAGAAUAUUAUUUAGAGAGCGAGGCUAAACAAAAUUCUAUUGAUCAAGAAGACGAACAUCUAUCAUUUUUCAAGAGCUUGCUCCCACAUGUGAGGAAAAUACCCGAAAACAGAUUAUUAUCUUUUCGAUGUCGAAUACAAGAAAUAGUGGAUCAAUUUGCCUACCAACUGAACAUACACUCUACACCCUCAUCUGCGGUAUUACUUCAUUCUGAUGUACCUUCUCCGGGUUACCACAUUGUUGAUUCAAUACAUCAGUCUGUUCCCUCAAGGCAACAGUCAAGUCAACAGUGAAUUAUGUUCCAAGAUUGAGAGAUAUAGUAUUUCCCCAUGAAAUUAAACCAAUAUUUUUUGCAAUAUUUG